Vicia faba (fava bean) is the source of this 867-nucleotide messenger RNA. The record is from the annotation of a GenBank genome assembly. Lineage: Eukaryota; Viridiplantae; Streptophyta; Magnoliopsida; Fabales; Fabaceae.
AUGUUGGAACAAUCAUUAUCAUCCUCACCAACAUUCUGGGCUAGUGUCUACAGCUGGUUCACUCCCACUGUCUUCUUCCUCCUCCUCCAGCUAGUUAUUGCCACUAUUUACAUCACUUCCACUCUUGCAAAUGCCACCCACAAACACCACCACCAAGAUCCUAACUUUCCACAACAGCAACAACUCUUUAGAUCCCCUUCUGUUUUACAAAGGCUCAAAUCCAUCAACCUUUACUCUUACCAAAACUAUAGAUCCCAACAUGAAGAACAUCAUACCCCACAACCUCAAACAACCUACGAAAACGAAAUCCAUGUCCCUCAAGGACAACUCGCUAGAUCUCCCUCUGUUUUGCAGAGACUCAAAUCCAUCAACCUUUAUUCUUACUUCCCUUCGAAACUCGAAAGCACCAACGUUGUCACUCACGACAAACAUCAUCACGUGGAAGUUAAGGAGACAGAAGAAGAUGUUUUGGGAGAUAUAAAAGACAACCUAGGAGGACUCGAAGAAGAUGGUCAUGUUUCUUUGGAGGAGGUUUUCAUGAAAUUGCAGGGGCAAGGAGGUAAUUUCGCAAGGACGCAUUCAGACACGAAGCCGGAUUCAGGGGAGGUUCCGGUGAAGCUGUCGAGGAAGAUGAAAAAAUCCGCUAGCAGUAAAUCGCCAUUUUCUCAUUUCAAGGAAGAUGACAUUGUGGAGAGCCGCCGGCCGGCCACCGUGAAAGAGGCUAAAGCUGUCACCAUGGAUGAGGACGAGUUGGUUGAUUCUAAGGCGGAUGAUUUCAUCAACAAGUUCAAACAACAGUUGAAGUUGCAGAGGAUUGAUUCAAUUAUGAGGUAUAAGGAUAUGGUUAACAAAGGGAUUAGCAAGUAA